Molecule: messenger RNA, 2007 nt
Organism: Triticum aestivum (bread wheat)
Lineage: Eukaryota; Viridiplantae; Streptophyta; Magnoliopsida; Poales; Poaceae
Product: very-long-chain aldehyde decarbonylase GL1-9
Exons: 3
Coding region: 549-1496 (315 amino acids)
Biological process (GO): lipid biosynthetic process
Molecular function (GO): iron ion binding; oxidoreductase activity
Source: RefSeq, a predicted model, not a curated record
CACAAAUAACAAGCGUAGACCCAAGGCGAGGCGAGGUCUCCUCUUCGGCGCUUACUUUUGAUGUCCAGCAAAUAAAAGAUCCCCCUCCAUGCAAUAAUUUUCUCGACGAGGAGUAGGAGACGACGCCCUUGUUCAAGGCGGCGUCAUCUUCUCUUCCCUCCCUGUCAUCCGGUCUCCUCUUUGAUUCUUCUGCUAAUCAUCAGCUGAUCCUUCCUUCUCCCCUCUCCCCUCUCCCCUCCGUGCUCCCUGCACAAUCCGUACCCUCCUCGGUCGUGCCAUUUCGUUUUGGCCCCGUCCACGUUCAAUCCCCCCAUCCGAGGCGGACAAGAACACGGCCGGCCGUUCCCUGUUCCCUAGAUCUGCGUGGCGGCGGCGAGAGGCAGAGAGGGCGCGCCCCCGCCGUCAAAACCCAAUCUUGGCGGCUGGCUGCGCGUCUUCUUCUUCUUCUUCUUCUUCUUCUUCUUCUUCUUCUUCUUCUUCUUCUUCUUCCUGCGACCUGCCGCGGGAGAUAAGGGGAGGAGGAGGAGGAGGAGGCGGCCAGCCCAGCAAUGGUGCCGUGGGAAGGCUACGUGAGCGACGAGACCAUGGGCACCUUCGCGCCCAUCCUGCUCUACUGGGUCUACGCCGGCGGCUACCAGCUCCUCCUGCACCGCCGCCCGCUCCAGCGCUACAGGCUCCACACGCGGGCCGAGGAGGAGGACAAGAACCUCGUCGCCCUCCCCGCCGUCGUGCGCGGCGUGCUCCUGCAGCAGCUCGUGCAGGCCAUCGUCGCCAUGAUCCUCUUCAUGACCAUUGGUACAUUAGGCUGCCGCCAUCAUUAUAUGAAUAUGGUUAAUUACUCAAAAAAUAUUCUGAUAAAAAGUUACUCAAAAACUUCAAUGGAAAACCUUCAGAGCAGAGUCGAUUCUCUUGUCUUUAUGGUGAUAAUUCUUAGGCAAGGAAAAAUAAUAUGCUGUAUUAUUACUUCAGAUAGUUCAACUGUUCUAGUCCAGCCAUCUAUGGUGGUUCAAUCGUUUCAGUUCCUGGUUGCAAUGCUGGUGAUGGACACAUGGCAGUAUUUCGUGCACCGCUACAUGCAUCAGAACAAAUUCCUGUAUCAACAUAUCCACUCACAACAUCACCGGCUGAUCGUUCCUUAUGCCAUCGGGGCUCUCUACAACCACCCAUUGGAGGGGCUUCUACUGGACACUUUAGGUGGUGCUAUGUCCUUCUUGGUUUCCGGUAUGACGCCAAGGACUGCCGUAUUCUUCUUCUGCUUCGCUGUGCUCAAGACGGUCGAUGAUCACUGCGGACUUUGGUUGCCAUAUAACAUCUUCCAGCACUUGUUCCAAAAUAACACGGCGUACCAUGAUAUCCACCAUCAGCUCCAAGGCACAAAGUACAAUUACUCUCAGCCGUUCUUCUCAAUAUGGGACAGAAUCCUAGGAACCCACAUGGCCUACGACCUACUGAGCCGGAAGGAAGGGGGAUUUGAAGCAAGGCCAUUGCGAGACUAGCAUCGAACUCAUUUUAGUGUACAUAACUCCAGCGACUCGGCGGGAUACGCGAUGCUCUUCCACUCCCUGGCAGCUUACAGGAGCCAUCUACACAUCUUGUAAGAUGAUGAAGGUAUUCCAGCACUCCGGGUUAUUCUCUUCUUCCACGUCUUGGUAAACUGGAGCUGUUGUGUUGUGUUCUUUUCUCCUGGAGUUAAUCUAGUUAGACCCGUUCACCUUGAAUGUGCGUGUUUAUAUACGGGUAGUCGGUUACUCGUGAGUUCUUUUUCUGGCUCUUUCAUGUGUAAAGCUGCCGUUUGAUUACAUCUCUGUGCAGAUAGUGUAUUCGCAAAUCAGUCACACUUCUGUAUGUAUCCAAUUAUUCAUGUAGCUGAAUCUUUGGGCAUGGCUAUGACCUUCAACCCCAUAUCUGGCUACCUUGGUGAGAAUUCAGGUCCGGUCUGUUGCAUGUUUCAGAAACAGAAAAAAUGAAAGGAAUGGGAAAAAAAAGAAAUCCUGCUUUGUAUGGUUA